AUGAUGACGGGUGGACAAUACUACUCUCAAUUUCUCCUUGUUGUCUUAUGCGCACAUGCUUCACGAUUUGGAGAAGGAAGAUUAGGCGAGCAUCUAAUAUCACGAGCGCGCCUGCUGCUCGGUACUGAGAUCCUCAAGCCAAGUUCUAUCCCCACAGUACAGGCACUACUACAACUUAGCGCCCGAGAAUUGGCUUUCGGUCAAAUUUCUCAGGCAUGGCUUUACAGCGGGAUGGCGUUUCGGAUGGUCAGCGACCUUGGGCUGCACCAUAGCGGGGGACAAAUCCAAAGUCUAGGACAGUUGACCACCGAAGAUCUUGAGAUUCGGAAAAGACUCAGUCUACUAGAGCCAUUAGUCUCUACCUUGGGCGGAUGCCCGCUCUCACGGAUUUCCCUCUCGAUAGCACCCCCAACUUUCACAGUGGAUGAUUUUGCCGAACAUGAACUUUGGUCUCCACAUCAUGGCGAAUCCGUGAAUCUCAGCAACCUAAAACCAGGCGAAUAUCCAGCAAUGAAGGCACACGCCAUCACUUGCUUCGAGAACUACUGCAAGUUGGCCGUAAUUAUAAACGAUAUAAUGCUGCGGCUAUAUUCCCGAACCUCAAAUGCCGAAACAGACCAAACUCUGAAAGAUAUCAAGAACAGAUUAAAUCAAUGGAGAGAAUUUUCACCAAAGCACCUGAAAUAUGACCCAGAAAACUUGCCAGAAAUCUCGCCGCCUCCACAGAUAUUGACGCAAAACAUGUUGUACUAUACAACUGUUAUCCUUUUGCAUCGGCCCUACUACUCCGCUCCAGCUCACCGACUGGAAUGCCGGACGUCCUCAGACUACCUCGAGAAGCUAUUAUUGCUGCUCGAGAAAACCUUUGGCUGCACAAGAAUGACAUACAUCAUGGCAUAUUGCAUUUAUACGGGAGCAACAGUCAUGGUCCAAGACGUUAAACUAGGAGAUCUCGAAGCUGCAACGAAGAUGCAGACCUUUCUACGAGCACUGGAGCAGGGCAUCACUUCUUGUCCGCUAGUCCAGCGAAGUAUUGAUAUUCUCACGAAUAGCCUCAAGUCUGACAGUUCCAACACGGACCUUUCAGGCGCUGGUGCUUUGAGCACUAGUGAAAAUCUCACUUUUGGACACUUCCUACCUGCUUUUCCUUAUUGCGAUCCACUUGUAGACUACGGCAACAUGGCGAACUCAAGCACUAUGAACGUGGAUUCCUUUUCUCUCUUGGAUUGUUUCCCGGAAUACCACAUGGAAAACGCAGUUGGAGAUUGGUUCUGGCCUCCCUAA
This is a messenger RNA of Mytilinidion resinicola, 1284 nucleotides long. RefSeq lists its product as uncharacterized. The record is from RefSeq and is a predicted model, not a curated record. Gene Ontology annotation, molecular function: zinc ion binding; DNA binding. NCBI's taxonomy places the organism in Eukaryota, Fungi, Ascomycota, Dothideomycetes, Mytilinidiales, Mytilinidiaceae. Bases 1 to 1284 code for a protein of 427 amino acids. Gene Ontology annotation, biological process: DNA-templated transcription. The transcript has 4 exons.